This is a messenger RNA of Desarmillaria tabescens, 1479 nucleotides long. RefSeq lists its product as uncharacterized. The coding region runs from base 163 to 1035 and encodes 290 amino acids. The record is from RefSeq and is a predicted model, not a curated record. Lineage: Eukaryota; Fungi; Basidiomycota; Agaricomycetes; Agaricales; Physalacriaceae. The transcript is spliced from 10 exons.
CAAACAUGACCCUUUUGCAUUUAUUUGGACUCGUCCCUUUCCUGUUUCCGCAUCCUGCCCUUUCUUUUCACUCAUCCCUCAUCCCAGUGGGUUUUAAGGCUGCGUUGCACGCAUAUCUGUCUCUCUCUUGUCAGUUAAUACCCUUUUUAUCUUUCUCCCAUAAUGUCUGCGCCUGAGACCACCCCCGUUCCCGCUGCUCCUGUCGAGGAGGCAAAGCCUGCUGAGACCCCCGCCCCUGCUGUUGAUGCUGCGCCCGCCGCUGAGGCGCCCAAGGCCGAAGAAUCUACUCCUGAAGCACCCAAGGAGGAAGUGAAGGCUGAAGAGGCUCCCAAGGCCGACGCUCCUGCAGCCGCUGAAGAAACCCCCGCACCUGCUGCUGAGGCUGAGGCAAAGGACGACGCCAAGCCUGCUGCAGAGGCCGAGGCCCCUAAGAAGGAGGAGCGACCCAAGAGCCCUGGUCUCCUCGCCAAACUCCUUGCGCCUUUCAAGGAUCAGAAGGCUAAGAGCCCGAAGAAGGAGAAAAAGAAGGAAGGGUCCGAGACGGCUCCCGCUGCUGCUGAGGAGUCUGCUAAGGAGGAGUCUGCCACCGAAGCCCCCGCAGAGGCCGCUGAGCCCGCGAAGGCUGAGGAGGCCCCUGCUGCUGAGCCCGUGAAGGAGACCGAGACUGCUGCGGAGGCUGCUCCUGCUGAGGCUGCCGCCGAAGCUGCCCCCGAGGAGGCUAAAGAAGAGAAGAAGGAGGAGAAGAAAGAGGAGAAGGCCAAGGCUAGCAAAGUUGGCCGCCGUCUAUCCGCGCGUGUCGGCGAUUUCUUCAAGCCUAAAGCCAAGGCAGAGGUCGCCCAUCCUCCCAAGGUUGAUGAAAACCCACCGAAGAUUGAAGAACCUACCCCGGUUGCUCCUCUGGAGAACCCUGCAUCGGAACCUGCUGCUGAGGCUGCUGCUGAGGCCAAGUCUGAGCCCAUUGCGGCCGAGGAGUCGAAGCCGGAGGCUGCUGCUGCUGCUCCUGUAGCAACGCCUGUGGUUGCUGCUGCGGCAUAAGGGUGUUUUUGUUUCUUUUUUUCUGGACCAUCAUCAUCUCUAUCUUCUAUUGAACGACCUUUCAUGAGCAUUUUUUAUAACCUUGUGUUGUCUUGGCUUUCACUGUGAUCAUCUUUCAUCUCCUCUCCUCAUUCUAACCAUUAUUGCAGUCGUGGAUAUGUCAAGUCCAUUAGCCAUGUUUUGGUUAUCAGUUCUGACUACGAUACAUCAGGAUCUGGUUCUCACAUUUCUUUUUACGACACCAUUAUCACGACGAGCCUUAUCCGUUUCUUAUUAAUUCGAUUCUGAUUGAAUACCCAUCCUUCUUUUUAUCGGAUCGUGCUCCAUGUCAUUAGGCUUCCUGUAAUCGCUUCCGCUUCCAUAUUGAUUUUUUUGGCGCGAACAUGUCUCGUUAAGUUUCAAGUCGUGAACGGUAAUGACUCACGAGCCAUAUUUGUCAACGUG